Molecule: messenger RNA, 1278 nt
Organism: Diuraphis noxia (Russian wheat aphid)
Lineage: Eukaryota; Metazoa; Arthropoda; Insecta; Hemiptera; Aphididae
Molecular function (GO): nucleic acid binding
Source: RefSeq, a predicted model, not a curated record
AUGUACAAGGAGAUCAAAGUUAAGUCUCCUAAUAUGCCUUACAAAGAAAUGAUUGCCGAAAUAUCACGUAUAUCGGGUAUUGGUCGUAAUUCGGUAAUAUCAAUUAUUUCCGAGUAUAAAAAAUGUGGAACUGUUUCGUCCCCUAAUAAGACUCGCAAUAGAAAAUGUCUGUUUGAUAAUAUCGACGAAUUAGAUAGGAAUGCGCUGCGGCAAAAAAUACAUUCUUUUUGGCUGAAAAGUGAGAUACCAACAAUAGACAAGAUUCUGCAAGCUGUAAACGACGAUCCAGCACUUCCAAAUUUUAAGCGUACGGUAUUAUAUGAAACAAUUAAAAAACUAGACUUCGUAUUUACCAAACGCAAACGAUGYAGUGUAUUGACUGAAAGGGAAGACCUACUCGCUUGGCGCCACAACUACUUAUAUGAUAUUAGGAAAUAUCGAAAAGAAGGUCGGAGCAUUUAUUAUCUUGACGAGACCUGGUUGAACGCYGGUGACUGUACCAAUAAAGUGUGGGUUGAUAAAUCAGUUUUAUCAAAACACGACGCCUUCAACAAAGGUCUUACAACGGGAGCGAAGAACCCGACAGGUAAAGGUAAAAGGUUAAUUAUUUUACAUAUUGGGUCUGAAAAAGGAUUUUUGGAAGGUGGACUUUUAUGCUUCAAUUCAAAAAAAAAUAGUUCAGAUUAUCAUGAUGAGAUGAACGGUGACAAUUUCCGUGAAUGGUUUGAGUCCAUCAUUCCUCGUCUGGAGUCAAACUCGGUGAUUGUCAUGGACAAUGCGCCGUAUCAUUCUGUGAAAUCCGAAAAAAUACCAACAAGCCAAUCGAAGAAAGAAGAAAUUUUGACGUGGUYAUCAUCGAAAGGAGUACAACUCGACAGGCCAAUGAUAAAACCCCAGCUGCUCCAAAAAGUACGUCAAAUAAAAUCGAAAUACAAUUCUUACGUUAUUGAUAAUAUGGUCAAAGACGCCGGGCACACAGUACUUCGACUCCCACCGUAUCACUGCGAGUUCAACCCAAUUGAACUCGCAUGGGCGAUGGUUAAAGGAUACGUCAAGAGUAAUAAUACGACAUUUAAAAUAGAUGACGUUCGGGCUCUUCUUAACACCGGAAUUGAAAGAGUUACCGAUGAACAUUGGAAAAAUUUUAUUCGUCAUGUCAUCACACAGGAAGACUCAAUUUGGCAAGUGGACACCAUCAUGGACGAUAUUAUAGAUAACUUAGAACCCUGUGUCCUAACUAUAAACGAUGAGAAUUCUUCCGUUGAUGAUUCUGAAUAA